Messenger RNA from Closterium sp. Yama58-4, 1278 nucleotides. NCBI's taxonomy places the organism in Eukaryota, Viridiplantae, Streptophyta, Zygnematophyceae, Desmidiales, Closteriaceae. The record is from the annotation of a GenBank genome assembly.
AUGGACUCCUCUGGCAACCCUCACCACCCAGACAUGUCCAACUCCUCGCCUCCAGCUUCCCUCAUCGACGGGCAAUUCCAAUCGUUUCAAACGCCCGGCGCCGCUUCUUCGACCGCCGGCGAAUCGCAGGCAAUGUCGGCGCCUUGGCCGUGCUCUGCGUCGGACCAUUUCAUCCAAAUCGCCGCCAACUCUCCCUUGAAGAAAAUCCCGGGGUUGACAUCUGAGUCCGAUGUCACGUCGCCGCUCCCGCCGCUUCCUCCUCCAAUAGCAGCGUCGCCUCUGCAGGAGCUGGUUCCAAAUGCCGACGUGCCUUGUCUUUCUAACUCUUCGUUGCAUGUCGUUCCGGGCUCGACCGCGACGGAAGAUCCGCGGACUCUCGACGCACCGCAGAUUUCCACUGCUGGCGGAGGCGCAAGAGGACCAGCGCAGCAAGCUUCCCCGCAGGCGGACUUCCGCGUGUUCCUCCGCCCGUUCGCCUCUCCGCCUCCCGUGCGCCUGGACGUCGAUGGCGAGGGGGGGUUUGCGCAACUUCUCGCCUCCGCGGAUUCCGCCGUUUCUUCCGCCAUUCCCCCUACCUUCGCGCUGGACGCGCAUUCUACGGAGCGGGGAGCUGAGCUCGGCGCGCUUCCGUCGCGCAGCUCCCCACUCGGGGGGGUCGCAGAUGACUGGCGGGACGAAUCUAGGCUAGUGGUGAUGGUGGAGCGAUACAAGGUGGCAGUAGACUGCUUCUUUGCAGUCUGGUUUGUACUUGGCAAUAUCUGGGUCUUUGGCGCCAACUCCGCCGCACAGGCCGCACCGAGAUUGUACAAUCUGAGCGUGGUGUUUCUGACCCUCAGCUGCGUCAGCUACGCCAUGCCCUUCCUCCUCUGCGCCACCAUCUGCUGCUGCCUGCCCUGCAUCAUCACGCUCAUGGGCUUCGAUAAUGAUAUCGCCUCCAUCUCUCCAGCUUCUAAAGGCGCUGCUCCCGAUGAGAUCGCCUCGCUGCCGUGUUUUAAUGACUGCUCGUCGGAAGAGGUGGGGCUGCUGUGGGCAGGGACGGACAAGGAGCGUGUGGUGCAUGGGGAGGAUGCAGUUUGCUGCAUUUGCCUGGGGCACUACAAGGAUGGGGCGGAGCUGAGACAGCUUCCCUGCAACCACCACUUCCACCAAUCCUGUGUUGACACGUGGCUGCGGAUCAACGCCAGCUGUCCGCUCUGCAAGGUGGACAUCAGCGGGCGGCCCAAGGAGGCUGUGGAUCCUGUGUUAGCUAAUGAGUUUGCAGCAGCCUCCUUCGUUUGA